Onychostoma macrolepis is the source of this 1593-nucleotide messenger RNA. RefSeq lists its product as uncharacterized. Lineage: Eukaryota; Metazoa; Chordata; Actinopteri; Cypriniformes; Cyprinidae. The transcript has 2 exons. Bases 608 to 1240 code for a protein of 210 amino acids. The record is from RefSeq and is a predicted model, not a curated record.
UUAUGUUCUGGUUCAUUUUUGCUGUUUUCCUCUUGCUUUUAAAAAUGAAAAUAUAUAGUUUUCAUGCAGUUUGUUUUUAAUUUUAAAUCUGUGUAUUGAAGCUUGUCUCCAGUAUAAUGUCCAUCAUUCUUUGAAUUUAAGAUAUAAUGUUGAGCUUUGCAUGUUUAUCGCUGGAUUCUUUUCAUUAUUUAUUACAAUGAUGUAGAUAUUUCUGAUUGAGGCAGACAGAAGAUAAAUCUUGAGACUCUAUCAGUUAAAAAACAGAGACAAGACAUUUAAUACAUCAUAAAAUAUAAAUCGCAUCCCAUGUAUGAAUACUGUAUAAUAAAAUAAAUAUUUAUGAAUUCUGAAUAUGAGUGAGAGAUUAUUAUUUGUUCCAUCUACUGUGUGUGUUUCUACAAGUUUCACUUUCCGUAUGAGUUUCUAUUCAUCAAAACAGAAACCGAUACACACACACGCACAACCGUAGGACAACUAGUGUGUGUUACUACAGCGUAGUAGUUCCUGUCACGAGUUCAGUGACAUCAGCAAACAUGCUAUCGUGUCAUAUGAACGAAGCAGUCGGUGCCAAAGACCUAGUUUGGCAUCUACAAGGAUUGUCAGGAACAUGGUGAGAACCCUGAAUAAUUUGUCUGAUCUGAAACAGACCAGGUUUGGUCAGCCGCCUCCCAGACACGGUCUGAACUUGUUGUGGUGGUUUGCUCAUUAUUGUGUUCAGACUGACUCUAAUGUUCGUAUGACUGCAAAGUGCAACCCUGCAAAUGGAGCGUUUGGCUUUCAUCGAUUUUAUAACAGGGACAGACUUCUUCCUUACACUGACCUGCCAUACUAUGAGGUGGGCAACCUGCACAACGCUGGUUCACUGCCUGAUUAUGUCACUGAGAAUUACACUGGAUAUUCAGACAACAGCAACAAAGAUCGCAUCAUUGUUUCCUUUGACUCAAGGCUGAACAAAUUUGAAAAGAUUUAUGUGACACAGCACUCAGAUCAGGUGCACUUUGACCAGAAUCACACCUACUGCGUUAGCAUUGAUCUUCUGAAGGACAUUAAAGAGUUGAGCCGUGAAGAAUUCAUCAGAGGACGCACGAAUCGUUCUGAACACAUAUCCAUAGAUAUACCUCAGUCAACGCAGAUUCAACCAUUGCAGAGUCAGUCCACUUGUGAAGAAUGCUGCACUCUGCUAACUUGUGCAUUGUUUAUUGUGGUCUUUAUUGCAGCUAUUGUCUGGUUUUUGAAAUAAUGAAAAUAUAGUUUUCAUCCACUGUUGUUUGUUGUUCUAGCUCAUUACAAAGCUGUCAUUAGCUGCUUGUCUCUUUUGGGUGAGCUGUUUAUUUAUUUGAAUAAAAUGAAUUACAUGUUUUACAUGUUAAUUAUAUGAAAUAAGAUUGUAUGUUUACUACUGCAUACUUUUUAAUGUUUAAAGUAAAACUAAAGAAAAAUAUUAUUAUUAAUAGUAAUUUGAAUAUUGGGUGACACAUCCCAAUCAAGUGGUUAUGCCCUGAUUUAUAGUAAUUUAGUUUCUUUAUUCAUAUUAGUUGUGCUUAUUGUUUGACAUAUAAAAACAGAGACUGUAUUACCUUGAAAUAAAAGUCC